Molecule: messenger RNA, 1860 nt
Organism: Paramecium primaurelia
Lineage: Eukaryota; Ciliophora; Oligohymenophorea; Peniculida; Parameciidae
Source: the annotation of a GenBank genome assembly
AUGAAAUUUAAAGUAUAAGUCGAAGAAUUCGUCUUCUACAUUAAUGUUGGAUAAGGAUUAAAUGAUUUUGCAUGGUUUGCUUUAGCAGCUGCUAAAUUAUAUUCAAAUAAAAAGAAUCCAGAUUCUAAUUAUCUUCCAUGUUAUUUACAAUUUAGAGUCCCUGGAACUGACAUGUUUUUAACUCCUCCACCACGUGCUAAAAUUUUUGAUUAUUUAAAAGAAGAUGAAGAAGGCAAAGAAACUUUAGUAUAAGUUGAAAUAAGAAAAGGUUAAGGAUGGAUUAUGACUGAUUAAUAAGAAAGUAUUAUAAAUAUAUAUAAUUUUAGAAUGGUAUGAUGAAGCAUUUGGAAGAAUGAGAAAUUAAUUCACAGCUACUUUUUAAUUAGCUCCAUUAAAUUAGAAAAUUAUCAAUCGUUAAGAACCAACUUAUCUAAUUUAAUAUGAAUAUAAAAUGUUUCCUGAAGUUAUGCAUGAAUUUGAUACUAAAAAUUAUCCUAGCAAAGAUAAAAUCAUUAUGAAAGAAAUAAAGUUCAUUAUAUUCUUAUUAUAUAUAGAGCUGGAGAUAAUUUUAAAAAGUAUUUUGCAGAAAUAACUUUGCCACUUGGUUAAUUUACAUUCUAAUUCUAUGGUUAGACAAUAACAGAAAAAGAAGGUUAAGAACCAUAAUAAUCUAUCUUUCCAUUGGAUAUGAAAAAUUUUGAUCAUACUGCAAGACUCAACCCUGUUCCUAUAUCAUAAUAAGAAAUAUAAAAAAAGAUUAUGGAAUAUGCUUUAUAAAAAGAAAAAGAUCUCUAAUUAUAACAAAUCUAAAAAAGAGAAGAUAGCUAAAAAAAUAAAUAAUCUGCUGCUGAAGAAUGUCCAUAUAAAUUUGAAAAAUUAUGGACAAUCAUUUAAAAAAAUGCUGAAGGAAAUCUUGAACUUAAAGAUUUAGUAUAAUAUAUAUUAUUAAUAAAAAGGAAGAAAACUUUUACAAUAAGAUUGCAGCAUAUAUGGAUGAUAAAUUGCCUCUACUUUAUGAAGUAUUUCGUUAAUAUGCCAUACUUUAUAAUACAGAUCAUGCAAAAAAAGAUGAAAUUAGUAUUUCAUUUUAAGAUGUUAUGCAUUUCUUAAAAUUUGUAUUUAAUUUAAAUUAAUAUUUAGUAUGGAUUAGUUCAAGAUAGUCAAGAAUUAUUUUCAUUUGUUGAAACAUAUGAUAAAUAGGGAACUAAAUCAAAAGAUGUUAGAAAAAGUUUGGAAUUGUCUGUUAAAUUUUAAGAGUUCUUUGUAAUUAUAGUAGAAUUAGCAUAAUUUAAAAAAACAAACAAUUUAAGUGAAGUAGAAUGUAUAUUAUAUAUAAUUAUAUCAUUUUAGCCUAAGAUCAAUUAGUAAUGAAGAUUGUAGAUAAAAUAAUAGAAAUUAAUUCUGAUGAGAAAGAGUUUAAUAAUUUCUAGUAGCAUAUGAAGUACAAUGAAAUUUUAGUCAAUUUUAUUCGGGUAAGUUGCAAGUUUUAAAAAUUAGGAAAUUUAAGAUUAAAUGCAGAAUAUAUUCAUUAAAAGAUUUAGUCAAGGAAAUGAUGACAAUUCCGACAUAAAGUUCCAUAUCAGAUAAGAAGAAAUUAAAUAAUUAAUACAAGAUUCAGGAUAUAAGGGAGACAAUUUAGAAGGAAUCAUAAAGACAGCAUAUAAAGAAUUAUUUCAUGAUGAAAAAUUUAAUGGAUUUGAAGGGUUAUUUUAUUAUGAAUUUAUCUAAGUGAUGUAAUGGCUUGCAUUAGUGUUAAUUUAAAAUGAUGAACGUAAUUAAUAGGAUGAAGCAGAAGAAGUAACUACAUUGGAUUAAUUACAAGAACAAUUAAGAUAUUUCAUUUAAUGUAUUGAAAAGUGA